Molecule: messenger RNA, 1992 nt
Organism: Paralichthys olivaceus (Japanese flounder)
Lineage: Eukaryota; Metazoa; Chordata; Actinopteri; Pleuronectiformes; Paralichthyidae
Gene: scn4bb
Product: sodium channel, voltage-gated, type IV, beta b
Biological process (GO): regulation of sodium ion transmembrane transporter activity; cardiac muscle cell action potential involved in contraction; regulation of ventricular cardiac muscle cell membrane repolarization
Cellular component (GO): plasma membrane; voltage-gated sodium channel complex
Molecular function (GO): sodium channel regulator activity; transmembrane transporter binding
Source: RefSeq, a predicted model, not a curated record
GACAGGGAAAAGUUGUGGAAUAGCCAGAGGGACAGGCAGGGAGAAGAAGAGGCAGCUUCACCGGGGCUGUGCUGAGGAGGAACGAAAGCAUCGUCUCAUCCCCCUGUCCCUCUGUCUCUCUGCGUAACUGUCUGUCUCUCCCUCCGUCUCCCUCCUCUCCUCCUCUCUAAUUGUCUCCCCUCCUGGCUGGCACUGCAAUGUGGCUGUAUCUGCAGUGAAAGUGCCGGCUGGCAGAUUCUCCUUGAGUGAACCCUGACUGUGCGCAGUGAGUUUUUUCCUCCUCGCCGUUGUCCUGUCCACGCUGCACAGCCUGUGAGCAGGGACCGGCUGCAGAGCAGUGCAGCUGGGGCUCACUUCACCCAGGACCAGCAGGGGCCACACUGGGAUGUGCCUCCUCUAGGGUCCAGACACCGAGACAAAAGCCUCAACAUUUAAUCCAGUGUAUCAGAGAAGCUACAUUCCACUGGCUGUCCUGAGUCUGGGGCCGGAUCCUGCAGCACUAUUUGUUUUGGAGCAGAUCUGGCUGCCAUGGAGGUGCUGUCUGUUGGGGUCGACCCCCUGAGGCUGGGCCCUCCAAACACAGCUGUCGGCCUGAUCUUCUCUGUGCUGCUUGGUGUGUGGUCUGCUCAGGCCCUGGAGAUGUUCGUAGGAAAGAUUCCCUUCCUUGAGGCAGUGAAUGGCAGCACAGUCCUUUUGCCGUGCACAUACGCCAGCUGUAUCGGCAUCGAGGAUCUCUACUUCAACUGGCAGUUCAACGGCAAUGGCACCAUGGUAAAGGUGUGCGAGUCAGUGAUAGCCUCAGAGGAGGUGGUGCCAGAUGUCAGCAUAUUCAGAGAACGAGUGGAGUUUGUGGGCAAGAAUCAUCUCAACAACAUCUCCAUCUUGCUGUGGAACAUCACCUUCGAAGACGGAGGACAGUACACCUGUUUUGGACGCAAUCCAAAAGAGAAGGGCAGGAACCACAGUGCCAUCUUCACCCUCAUCGUGGUGGACGAGUUGAGGGUGGUGGACAAGACGCUGACCAUCAUCAUCGCCUCAACUGUGGGCGGAGCCAUUGCAUUUUUGAUGGGCUUCAUGUUGCUCAAGAACUUGACUCUCUUUGUUCUUUCCAAGCUUGAGGAGAAAAAUAAGGAGUGCCUUGUAACUUCAUCAGGGAUCGACAACACAGAAAAUGGCCUCUCAGGAUCCAAGGCUGACACAAAACCAACACCAAAAAAGAAAUGAGGAGGUGCAUGUGUAGAAAACGACAGGAGUGAUCAUAUCCUCUUUGCAUAUAUUUGUAUAUGCACAUGUGUUUGGACACAUGAACAAACUAAUUUUUGUUGUAAUCUUAAAAGCGCUGCCUGGCUGUGGAAAUACAUCACAUGUGCAGAUUAUAUCAAACUAAAGGAUUUGCAAAUCGUAAGUGUACACAUAUAGUGAUAAUUUAAAAGGUGCACAUAAUUUAAUUACAUAAAAAUGAUAAAUGCACCUACCAGAGACUCUUCGCUUGACUUAUUUAGGAUUUAAUGUCCUACGUUUGCCCGAAUAGUUCAGCAUAUUGCUGGGAGAAAACCACAAAAAGCAAGAACGGUGUUACCUUGGUGACUAAGCAGAAAGUUCCAAGUUAAAGUUUUAUUUGUCAUAACAUCUCCUGUUUGAAGAUUAGUUAUUACUUCAACAACACGAUGGAAACCUAUGGGACAGGCGUCUAAUGUGUGUACACACAGUAUGUGUGUGUGGUUGUGCAGUGAGUUUAAUCUAACAUCAGAAAUCUCAAUGUCUCUGGUAAAUUAACUUGUUAGAUUAAACCAAAUUAUGUGCACAUUUUAUCAAUUUUGGGAGACGUUUUAUAUAAUUUGCACAGAUAUGAUAUUGUGUGGGUUGAAAUGGUAAACAAAGUUUUAUGUCAUUGCACUGUUGUGCUCUGUUUAAAGCCCUUUGUUGCAUAUCAAUUGUCUGUUUCCAUAGCCAGAGUAUAUUCAAUAAGAAGAAACUCUUUGACUGUUUUUC